This is a messenger RNA of Seminavis robusta, 2253 nucleotides long. NCBI's taxonomy places the organism in Eukaryota, Bacillariophyta, Bacillariophyceae, Naviculales, Naviculaceae. The record is from the annotation of a GenBank genome assembly.
GCAAAGAAUUUGCUGUUUUUGUGUAUCUUCAUCUAAGACUACUAUUAAUUUUAAUACCCUCAACACUUCUUGGAACCAUUGUGGAGGGUGAGGGGCACCCACUCGGUGAAUUUUAGAGAGUUUUGCCCACCUUCCCCUCACUUUACUUUCCGGACCCAUCACGCGACACACAAUUCUGGGAAACUGACAACGGCUGUACGAGGACAUAAGUCAAUCUGUGCUUUUUUGGAUAAAGCAUCCUGUUUCUUCUCACUACUCUGAAGUCUGAAACCAGCCUUGACCAGGUCUCUGUCGGAUACAUUACCUUUGAAUCAGAGCUCAGCAACCCAGUGCUUGUUGACUACUCGUAGCUGCACGCUAGCUACGGCACAAUAGAGUAACUGACUAACUAACUAGCUAGCUAGUAGAUAGCCAGAAGCAAGAUCAGGACUCUGCUGCAAUUGAUCUUGCCUCCAAAGACAAUGAACAAGCGCAACUCAUCCAUGGAAGAUGAAUCUUCAGAAUCGAACAAACGGCAGCUAAGCCAGGACAUUGCAGGUCGAGUGUCUCCCUCAGGCUCAGGUGGGGCCGGAAGCGGAAGCGGAAGUGGACGCAGGAAGAAGAGUCGCACUCUCACUGAUCAGGAGGGAGGAUUUCGUGCGGAGAGCAAAGAGGCCACCGGAGACUCCAGCCUUAACCUCAGUGGUACCGGUGGUGCCUAUUCCAGUGCAGCCAUGUCGUCGGCAUUGGGAAUGCUGCAGGAAGCCAAAACCACUAUUCCCGCUACUGCCACUGCCACUGCAUCUGCUCCUGCCACUGCUCCUGCCUCGGGUGCUGCCCCAAAUCCUUCCGAAGAAGCGGGGGUCACUUUCCCAGAGAGACUCAUGGAACUCAUCAUGAAUGAAACCGACAAAAGAGCUCUCUGGUGGCUACCUGACGGCAAGACAUUCGCCAUCAACUCAAAACAGUUCACAAGUACCAUUCUAGCCAAAAAGUUUCAAGGAUCCAAGUUUGAAAGCUUCACCAGGAAACUCGCUCGGUGGGGAUUCAAACGGCUUUCGGGUGCAGACAUUCCACCCCAGACAUUCUUCUUUCAGCACCCUUACUUCCUCAAGGACAAACCUCAGUUGGCAAAGGAGAUCAGUGGCAGCAAAAAGAAAAUCACCAUCGCAUCAUUGGAAGAAAAGACGUCGCAUCAGUCACCGGCACCUGCCACCAGCAGCCUGGCACAAGCUGCUAUCAUGACGGUACCUGCACCUGCGCCAUGGCCCACCUUUGCGGACCAACCGCAGCACACGCAGCAGCAGCAGCAAGCACAAGCACAAGCACAAACACAACCGCCCAUGGGCACCGGUACCGGUCCUGGCAUCGACGCACCCCUCUACGAUGCCCUUGCUGGGACCGGUGCCAGCCGCCACCUACAGCAACAGCCAAGAAACACCACAAGGAGCAGCAAUACCAAUCUGGCGGCAGCCACGCAGCUCCGUCAACAAGAUCUAGAGAUGCAACUGUUGUUGCGCUCUGUCGUCAACUCGUUCGGGGAAAGCCCACGCAUACCACAGAGACAAGAAGCUUUGCAGGCCUCCCACCUCUUUGCCGAACAUGAUCGCACCAGAAGGGUUCUGGCAGCAACCCCUUCGUCAAAUUCCUUCGCAUUGGCGGGGCUCAGCAAUCUCACGUCACCAACGUCCAGGGCAGCUCUGAGUCAUACUAUUCCCGCUACUCUAUCCAAUCGAGCCAGCUCCUCGGCAGCUGACUUGUCGUCGUCGUCCAAUUCGACUGCGGCGGCACUGAACCUCCCAGAUUUAUUGCCAACCAGUCGAAACGUCACAUCCAACAGCAACAGUAGGGCUCUGGCUGCCGCUGGAUUAAGAGUCCCAAACUUCCUAUCGGAGAAUCCUGCUUCGGCGGCCGUACUCCAAUCUCAUCAAACACAUUCCUCCGGCACAGCAGCGGAUACUGGAGCUGGUGCAGCAGAUCCAGCGGCGACGUCCUCCUCGACGAGUCUUGAACUCGUGCGGCUCUACUUACAACAGCAAGAAACGAACCGCCAAGAGGCACUUUUGAUGCAGAGAAAUGAACUGAUCCGCCAGGAGCUCCUGCGGCGAGAACAGCAGAGGCAAAACAGGGAAGGAAGGGGCGAACCAUAGACUAACUAACUAGGUUUGUAACGAACUCUGGCAAGCUCGAGUACUAUUUUAAAAUACACAGAUAGAUUGUUUCGUUGCUUGCUUACUUUAAAGAAGGAAUCGAAACAGAUCUAUCAAUAACACG